Molecule: messenger RNA, 3254 nt
Organism: Triticum urartu
Lineage: Eukaryota; Viridiplantae; Streptophyta; Magnoliopsida; Poales; Poaceae
Source: RefSeq, a predicted model, not a curated record
UCCAAUUGUUCAUAAAUAUAUAAGCCCAGCACUUGUGAGAGGCUCAUUGCCGUCUACUAUUUCCACUGUCUGUCAUAUGCAAAAUCGCAAGCUCCAAGCAGACAGCCAUCCACCAUCCUGAGAUCUUGCUGUGAGAGAGAAAGCUAGCAGAAUGGAGAACGCGGCGUCGAUUGUGAGCAAGUUCGGGCAGGCGCUGGUGGAGGAGCUCCAGGAGAUCCGCGGGGUCGGCAACAAGAUCGUCCAUCUCAGAGACGAGCUGUCCUCCAUGAACGCCGUGCUCCGCAUGCUGGCCGAGGCCGACGACGACUGCAUCGAUCACCUCGUCCGAGAGUGGACGAAGCAGGUGCGCGAGCUUGCUUCCGACGCCAAGGACUGUGUGGAUAUCUACAAGCUGCGCGUCAGGCGCCCUCUGCCACGACUGCCAGUCGACCCUGGCGCGCCGUUCAACUGCGCCAGACGUUUAAUCGGGCACGCCAGGCUCCUACCUGCCAUUGUCCGGCAUCAGUUUUUGAAGCUUUACUUGAAGCGUUGCCUCGCCGCCGAUCUGCCGGAACUCCUCGAUCGUAUGGUCAUCAUCAACGAACGGCGCGCUCGUUACGGCGUCGACCAGGAGGCACUACGCAGAUCGGCCACCUUUACCACUGUGUCACCGGCCACCCUGUCUGCCCGUGCGCUUCGCCCGUCAAACGACCACGACCAGUUCAUCGGCCUGACGGAUCAGGUCAACGCCCUGGCCGACAAAUUGAGGUCAGGGGAUGACAAAGAUAUGAAGGUCUUCUCCAUCGUUGGGUUUGGAGGGCUCGGAAAAACUACGCUCGCCAUGGAAGUGUGUCGGGAGCUAGAGGUGGACUUCCCACACCAAGCCCAAGUGUCGGUGUCCCAGGCAUUUGAUGGUGGAAAGGACCUGGAGGGAUUGCUUAAGCGCAUGCUUCAUCAGAUGGCGAAGCGGAAAUCCGAUAACAAGGAUGGCAUCAAGGAAGAAGACGUUGUUGCUGGCAUCGACGAUAUGGAUGUGCCCGGGCUGACUGGCAAGCUCCAAGAUCUUCUCCGUGACAAGAGGUACCUCAUAGUGAUCGAUGACGUAUGGACCAUACUAGCAUGGGACGCUAUCCGCUCCAUAUUGCCAACUGACAAUAAAUACAAAAGCAGAAUAAUUGUGACGACUCGGGUGGACUCGGUGGCAAAAGCUUGCAGCUCAGUUAGUGCAGCUUUAGGGCACUAUUUUGUCCAUGAAAUGAAGGCGUUGGGAAAAGAAGUGUCUAAGCAGUUGUUCAUCAAUAGAGUGUUUGGCCCUGAGGGUACCUGCCCUGAAGAAUUGAAACCCAGCAUGCUGACUAUCUUGAGGAAGUGCGGUGGGUUGCCAUUGACGAUUGUUAGCAUGGCCAGUCUUUUGGCUAGCUACAAGUCGCCAGGAAGCAAGGAGAUGUGGGAAAAAAAUAUGCAACUCCAUCGGUUCUCAACUGGAGAGCAAUCCUACCUUGGAGGGAAUGAGGCAGAUAGUUACGCCAGCUACAGCCACCUGCCUCACCAUCUCAAGACUUGCAUGAUGUAUCUCAGUAUUUUUCCAGAGGACUAUGAAAUCAAGAAGGGUCGUCUACUAAGUAGAUGGAUAGCCGAAGGCUUGGUCUCUGAGAGGCGAGGGUUGACAUUGCUAGAGGUGGCAGAAUCCUACUUCGAUGAGUUGGUGAGUAGAAACAUGAUCGUCCCAGCCAACAUAAGCUAUGAUGGGAGGGUGAAGUCAUGUCGCGUCCACGACAUGAUGCUCGAGGUUAUGGUGUUAAGGUCCAUGGAGGCAAACUUUGUGAGCCUGGUUGGAGGUGAACAAUGCGAAGGAGAGUCGCUUGGCAAGAUCCGACGGCUCUCUAUCCAAAGCAGCGGUGGGCCAAUGGACGAAAGGAGCAUGAAGCAUGUUCGGUCGCUCAGCACGUUUCAGCCUGAAGGGCACCACCAGCUGCUGGAGCGACUGGGCGAUUUCACCCUCCUACGGGUACUUGACCUUGAAGACUGCAAGGCCGUGCAAAAUAAACACAUGAAGCAUGUGUGCCGGAUGAUCCUGCUCAGGUUCUUGAACUUGAACGGCACUGACAUCAGCAAGAUGCCAAAAAAGAUCGGCAAGCUUGUGCACUUGCAGACACUGAGCCUAAGGAAAACACUUCUCGAUGGCCUCCCUCAAUCAGUGACCGAGCUGGAGAAGCUCGAGUUCCUCUACUUCCAUACUAGGAGUAGGAGGUCGUAUUAUGGUUGGAGGCUUCCCUGUGGACUAGGGAGAAUGAAGGCGCUUCGCGUGCUGAAUAAGAUGGUGCUCUAUGAUGAUGGUGCUGAGUCUGCCCGAGAGAUCGGCGAGUUGACGCAGUUAAGAAAGCUUAAUAUAUCUGUCAAUUGCUCCCAAGAGGUGUUUCAAGUGCUCGUCGCCGCCCUAAACAGGACAUAUUCCCUUCGAAAACUCUGGAUCGUCGACCUCGGUACUGGGAAGAUAAUGAACAUCCUCGGACAGAUGACCUCUCCGCCGCUGCUCCUCCGGUCCAUGAGGAUCUGUGGCCGAAUUGAUGGGAUGCCCGAGUGGUUUGGGUCACUCAUGCACCUUGUCAAGUUAUAUAUCGCAUUUACAAUGCUUAGCAGCGACGAGAUACUUGGCAUCCUGUGUGAGUUGCCUAACCUACUGCACCUUACCCUCGGGUACAGUAGUUACACCAAUGAUGCGCUAGCCAUAAGCGCCAAGUACCGAUUCCCAGUGCUCAAGCAGCUGAGUGUUGACUCCUCCGAUGCAGAACAGAAAGAAAUCAUUUUUGAGCAAGGAUCCAUGGCAAUGGUCGAAAAGCUGGAGGUAGAAUUCGGUUCUUGGGAAACGAGCCUUUCCGGCAUCGAGCAUUUGCCAAGUCUAAAGGAGGUGGUGAUCGAAGGUUUCAGAUCCAACGAUACACUGAAUCAGACCGUGCUGCAGCUCAAGUCGGAGAGCGACCUACGCCUUGUGCCAAAUCAGUUCAAAGUUGUAGCAAGGUACCGCUGGGAGGGGUUGUGAUAAAGGGACGUGUACCGCCAGCCCGGAUUCCUUCACUAUUGCUUUAUUCAUUGUCUUUUGCUUUCUUUCUUUAUUUAAGGGACGUGUACCGCCAGCCCGGGGAGAAAUUUCUUUUCACUACGGGUAUCAUGCCUUGUGUUCUAGACUAGUAGUCUAUGGUAAGCACGGACCGCUCGGACGACCUCGCUUGAGUGCUAGUCUUGUGUGUGUGAUCUUUGCCGGUUUCCUUGAUUAA